AUGCUGCGUCAGGACCUGCCGUGGCCUCGGCUGGGCUUCCUGGGACUCGGUGGUUGUGGGCUGAUUGUAAAGCCUGGAAUGACUCUUAGAAACUGGGCGUCAUUCUUUGUGGUUUUCCAAGCUUGGUCUCUGAUGUUGCUCCAGGUCUUAGGAGACAUGCUGAAUAUUUAUUAUGCUUACAUUCAAGCAACAGUAACCCUUAAAGUUGAUGUAGCUCCCCGUCUUUUUUUCUCAGAAGGAGGAGCACUGACGGAACAUUUUUCCAGUAUGGAUUCUUUCCAGCUCUGAGAAGCUGGAGGCACAUGGAUCCCUCGGCCAGCUCCCAUCUAUGGACGUGCUGUAGUCACAAGGACUGUGACAAAGGCUCAGUCCCUGAGGAGUGCCUUGGCAUGGGCUGCUUUAGGCUGUAAACACCCGGUUUUAUCCACUUUAUGUGAAGAAGGCCAACAAGGGGCAUGGAGUGUGUUCCGCAGGUUUUAGCGGCUGCGGUGGCUGGUGCUCAGUGGGGAUGAUGGAGGGACGGCUCCUCCCUCUGUGGGCCCCGAGGUCUGUGCGGGAAUCAGCUCUGCAGCUGUGUCCAGGGGCAGCCGUAGCCCACACACAGCAGGCUCACAGCUCUGUUCCACGAGAACUUUAUACACAAAAGCAGAUGGGCUGGGCUUGGCCUGUGGAUCAUAAUCUGCUGACCCCUGGGGCAACGUUGGCUGCAGCAGAGAAGGCUGCUCCCCAGUGGGGCAUGUGCUCAGCCCGCAGCCCCCACCCUCCGGACUCCGUUCGCCUCCUCUCUCAGGUUUGCACUCGUCAUUGUCUUCUAAUUUUGCAUCCCUGGACUGCAUGGCCUACAAGGUCUCAGCACAACAAGACUCUAUGAUUCUGUCUAUUGGAACAAAAAGCCAGUGAGGCAAGUGUAUCAUCAUGUUGAUGAAUUCAUAGGAUUAACUCUGGGAGUUGGGGACAGUUUGUAUUCUUCCUCCAGACACUCUCUGCUUCUCCUGGAUGGAAAGGUUCUGCUAGUCGUCCCGUGGUCAGGCCCAGCCAAUGGAACGGAAUGGAAGUGACUCUGCCCCUUAUUGGCAGAAACUUUAAAAGCCGCGCAACGUUCCCGCGCCUUCCCCUCUGCCGUGAGCCUGGCUGUGCUCAGGAUGGGAAAAUUAUUUCACCUGGGCCUGAGGAUACAGGCGCUACUCCCAGCCUGCAGUGGAAGAGAAGCACGGACAAGUGAUUAAGCUUUGUGUUUUCAAGCCACAGAGGUUUUUUGAGGUUGUUUGCUACCGUGCUUUGUCCCUGCAAACACAGUCAUGGAGAAGGCCAGCGGCAGAGCCUGAGCCGCUCGUGCAUCUGUUCACCAGUAUCCAGAAUAACAAUAGAUUUGUGAAACAUUCCUGAGAAAAUUCUGGGAGUUGCAUAUGGGCCAGUCUUAUUCUCUAAAGUUGUUCCUUCUAAAGGGUGGGAUGACUGAAAAUUUCAGAAAAGCAAACCAUUGCUGAAAGGCAACAUUAUUUCUGUUGGCAGAAGGCGGCUUGAGCAAUCUAGAUUUUCCAUGGUUCACCAACUAGUUUUUAAGGAAAUAUGGCCAUGAGAGGAAUAAAACAUGAUUCCUACCUUUAAGGAACUCAGAGAAGUGAAUUAAAGGAAGUCACAGAUCAGACAACCAACCACACAAAGUUUCUAAGAGCAAACUGUUAAGGUCGGCAAGUCACUCUUAUCCACUGUUUUACCUUCUGAGGUUUCAGUUACUCUCAGUCAAUCGUGGUCCAAAAACAUUAAAUGAAAAAUUCCAGAAAUAAACAAUUCAUACGUUUUAAA
Molecule: messenger RNA, 1806 nt
Organism: Pongo pygmaeus (Bornean orangutan)
Lineage: Eukaryota; Metazoa; Chordata; Mammalia; Primates; Hominidae
Product: protein FAM87A-like
Exons: 2
Source: RefSeq, a predicted model, not a curated record